AUUUGAUUUAUUUGGUUGAAAAUUUUCAUUUCCUUCCCUUACAUGUCUUUUUGCUGUUUUGUUUGAUCUUCUUGCUCCGAGCAAGUGGAAUGGUGGAGCUGAUGUUGUUGACAGGUGUUACCACUUCUUUCAAUUAUUUGCUUCCUCAAUUUUCAGCUGCAGCUAAUUCCGCUGCCCCAAGUUUAAUUUUUCGCUCAAAUCUCUUCAAAGCAUCAAAUACCCUUAGAACAGGAAGAUUUGCUUUCUCUCUUGCUAAGAAACGCUCAAAACGUUGUACCUGUGUGAUUGAGUCAAAUUGGGCCUCAGCCUCAGAAAAAUUACAGGGAGUUUGGGAAGAUCCUGAUGAUGGCAGUGACAGUGAUUAUGAUGAAGAAGAUGAAGAAGAGGAAGAAAAUGACUUGGAUUAUGAGAGUGAUUGGGAGCAAGAAACAGCUGCCACAUCUACUACUAGCUCAGUCGAUAAUUCCACAGAAAACAGUUAUGAGGAGGAUCUUGUGAAGGAGGUUGAACAGCUUUUAGGACCAGAAGAAAGAGCAAUUUUGCGGCAGAAUGCAACUUACAACCUGGACAAAAUAUCAACAGAAAAAUGGAAGCCACUCCAGACCCUUGCUCUAUCUGGACAGAUACACUCUAUGGACAAGCUUCUAGAAGAUGGACUCAGUAUUGACAGUGUUGAUAAGGACGGUCUUACGGCCCUGCAUAAAGCAAUUAUCGGUAAAAAGGAGUCUGUAAUUAGUCAUCUUUUAAGAAAAGGUGCAAGCCCUCAUGUCAGAGAUCCGGAUGGUGCUAGCCCUCUGCAUUAUGCGGUUCAAGUUGCUGCUAUGCAAACUGUGAAGUUAUUGGUCAAAUACAAGGUUGAUGUAAAUGUUGCAGAUAAUGAAGGCUGGACACCGUUGCACAUUGCAGUGCAAAGUAGAAACAGAGAUAUAGUUAAAGUUUUGUUAGUGAAUGGUGCAGAUAAGAACAGACGAAAUAAGGAUGGAAUGACACCCCUGGAUCUUUGCUUAUGUUAUGGAAAAGACUUCAAGUCAUAUGACCUUGCCAAGUUAGUGAAGAUUGUACCAGCUAACAGGGAUCUUUGAUGGGCAUUCCACAACCACAACUUUAAGAUCAAAUGUAUAGUCAAAAGUUCAUUUGAAACUGUGCUCUGCUUUUCAGAAUGCAUGAAACAAUCUUUGAACCUGUUGUUUCUUAGUGGAUUUGUUAUCCAUUAUACAGGAGCACUUUUGGUUCACAACUUCUUGCGCACCAUUCAAACCUGUUGAGUCUCUUGGGAACCCAUGUAUUGCAGCUCAUUGGCGAGUUAAUCCUUGGGAAGAUGUGCUAUUUUUCUUGUCAGUGACACAGGCUCAUAGAGGCCUUUUGGAAUGGCCAAUGCUGCUAGUGAUGAUCAUUUGUGAAUGUUUAGUGACUGGCAUCGCUGGGUGUAUGGCAUCAUAUCAAAACUUAUUACAUCUCCCAGCAACAAAAGCACCCAGUUAGGUCGGUAGAAUAAUUCCAAGUCGUUUAUAGUGCGCAUGAGUCUGUACUUGUGGGCAUGCCAGGAGAAAAAUAUUUUUACUGGCUGCAUCAAUGAUGUUUGGUGAAACACCUGUUUGCGUUUUCCUAAUCACAUUUUGUUGUGUGAAGUACUCUGUUAUAUCCCAAAAGAAGUAGCAGUCUUUUCUUCCCUUCUCUGUUCCAUGUAAAUCUUGGGAGAAGGUAUGCCAGCACAAAUUCUUUUUAAA
Hevea brasiliensis (rubber tree) is the source of this 1727-nucleotide messenger RNA. Its product is annotated as ankyrin repeat domain-containing protein EMB506, chloroplastic. The record is from RefSeq and is a predicted model, not a curated record. Gene Ontology annotation, molecular function: chloroplast targeting sequence receptor activity; protein binding. Gene Ontology annotation, biological process: protein targeting to chloroplast. The coding region runs from base 90 to 1082 and encodes 330 amino acids. NCBI's taxonomy places the organism in Eukaryota, Viridiplantae, Streptophyta, Magnoliopsida, Malpighiales, Euphorbiaceae. Gene Ontology annotation, cellular component: chloroplast outer membrane. The transcript is spliced from 8 exons.